AUGGCGAGACCCCAAGAUACAGCUUUGGCCCGAUUCUAUGACCUCCCUAAGGUGCACAAAGACGGCGCUCCCCUCCGACCCAUCGUGUCGCUCAAAGGGACUCCAACGUACGGACUGGCCAAGUGGCUGUUCCGGCGUCUCAAGUUCCUGACCGCUGAGUCAGAUACUAUGGUCUCUUCGUCAGCACAAUUCCUAGAGAAACUCAAAUGGGUAGGCCUCCAUCAAAAUGAGGUCGUCGUAUCUUUCGAUGUUACGUCCCUUUUUACUUCUAUUCCCCAGGACCUGGCGAUCGAGGCAAUCGAGCUGCUACUACAAAGCAAAUACGAUGAAACGGAGAAUCGUCUUAAACACGCCCAAAUCCUUCGGCUCCUGAAGCUCUGUCUCAGGACGUACUUCACGUUCGACGGGACAACCUACGAACAGGUGAAGGGCACACCGAUGGGUCCGCCGAUUUCGUGA
Messenger RNA from Spirometra erinaceieuropaei, 459 nucleotides. NCBI's taxonomy places the organism in Eukaryota, Metazoa, Platyhelminthes, Cestoda, Diphyllobothriidea, Diphyllobothriidae. The record is from the annotation of a GenBank genome assembly.